Alligator sinensis (Chinese alligator) is the source of this 2456-nucleotide messenger RNA. RefSeq names its product glycerol-3-phosphate acyltransferase 3 (gene GPAT3). The record is from RefSeq and is a predicted model, not a curated record. Gene Ontology annotation, cellular component: endoplasmic reticulum. The transcript has 12 exons. The coding region runs from base 37 to 1377 and encodes 446 amino acids. Gene Ontology annotation, biological process: triglyceride biosynthetic process. Lineage: Eukaryota; Metazoa; Chordata; Crocodylia; Alligatoridae. Gene Ontology annotation, molecular function: glycerol-3-phosphate O-acyltransferase activity.
AGCCACCGCCCUUGCAAGCGGACGUAGAGCCGGGCCAUGGAGGCGUGGGGUGCGGCGGCGACCGCGGCGCUGUCCGUGUGGCUUGCCCUGGUGCUCGGCCUCAUCCUGCUGCCCUCGGUCAUCGGCGUGUCGCUGGGCAUCUCCGAGCUUUACAUGACCGUCCUGGUCAAGACCCUGGAGUGGGCUACGAGACGGAUUGAGAAAGGAGUUAAAAAACAGCAGGCACGGAUGUUAAAGGACUCUGCAUCUAAUGGGAUCAUACAACGAGUCGACACCACCAUGGAGAAGGAGAUCGCGAGCCUGCAUCGAGCAGACUUUGAACUCUCAGACAUCUUCUAUUUCUGCAGGAAGGGGUUUGAGGCCAUUGUGGAAGAUGAAGUCACCCAAAGGUUUUCUUCAGAGGAGCUGGUCUCCUGGAAUCUCCUCACAAGGACUAAUGUCAACUUCCAGUAUAUCAGCCUGCGGCUGACCAUAGUUUGGGUCAUUGGGGUCCUGGUGCGGUACUGCCUCCUAUUGCCUCUUCGUCUUACAUUGGCCACCAUUGGGAUUCACUCGAUGAUUGUGGGAACAACGUUGGUAGGCUGUCUGCCAAAUGGCAGCAUUAAAGACUGGCUGAGUGAACUAGUCCACCUAACGUGUUCCCGGAUCCUUGUCAGAGCUCUUUCUGGUACUAUUCAUUACCAUAACAAGGAAAACAAACCCCAGAAGGGUGGUAUCUGUGUUGCCAAUCACACAUCUCCAAUAGAUGUUAUCAUCCUGACCAAUGAUGGAUGCUAUGCAAUGGUUGGACAGGCUCAUGGUGGGCUAAUGGGAGUUAUUCAGAGAGCGACUGUAAAGGCCUGUCCCCAUGUCUGGUUUGAACGCUCAGAAGUGAAAGACCGCCAUCUAGUGAUGAAAAGACUGAAAGAACAUGUAGCAGAUAAAAACAAAUUGCCCAUCCUAAUCUUCCCAGAAGGCACCUGUAUAAAUAAUACUUCUGUAAUGAUGUUUAAGAAAGGGAGCUUUGAAAUAGGAGGAACAAUCUAUCCAGUUGCAAUCAAGUAUGACCCCCAGUUUGGCGACGCAUUCUGGAACAGCAGUAAAUACAAUGCAGUGAGCUACCUCUUGCGACUAAUGACCAGUUGGGCUAUUGUGUGCAAUGUGUGGUACCUGCCGCCGAUGGUCAGAGAGGAAGGAGAAGAUGCCGUCCAGUUUGCCAACAGAGUGAAAUCGGCCAUUGCCCUCCAAGGAGGAUUGACUGAACUUCCCUGGGAUGGAGGUUUGAAAAGGGCCAAAGUCAAAGAGACUUUCAAGGAGGAGCAGCAGAAAAACUACAGCAAGAUGAUAGUAGGAAAUGGAUCAUCUGGGAAUCUGUCUUCAGGAACUGAACCUGACUGAAUGCCAGCUCUUCCAACCAAGUUUCCCAAAACUAGCCCUGCAAGCAUGAUGGGGAUUCUUAUACUUUCUCUCCACGCGCCUUUCCCCCCCACCCCCGACCUUUUGUUGUUUUUGCAACGUGUGUAUGGUUAUCCUUUCAUGGAUGACAUGGAAUUUGCACAUGGGCCAGUGUCCUGACUUUUUCCCUGCUCUUUGCAAGCAUGACACUAUAUCAUUGAAUUGCAGCUGCUGGUAUUGUGGAGAUGAUAGGGAGUCAAGGAUGGGAGGGAAAGGAAACCUGCAGUUCAGAAAUAGUAAACAAAAAAUUGAAUAUCUAAUGAGGAAACAGAAGCACACAUUGUAAACCAUUGUAAUAGGACACUUGACUUUACUGGUGGUGUGAGUAACUCUUUUUUUCACUCCAAUUAUUCGGAAGCUUUAAACCUGACAGACUUGUUUCCUGAAUAGCUUAAGGCCUCCUGUCCUCUUCCCCUUUUUAUUACACUUGUCUGUGGUUUUGUUGCAGGAUCCUUGAAAAAAAAGAAUGGUUUUCAAAAUAGCCCCCAAGCCACAGUAUUCACCAUGUCCAUUAUUUUGCACCUUUUGUGUGUAUGGGGUAGAAUUGUUUGUAAAUGAUGGGUCGCAACCAGUGGGGAAAGUCCCGGCCAGCCAGAUCGUGCCUUUCAAACUGAAUGAAGAACAUGGGCAAUUCCAUAUCUAUAUAAGCCAACCUCUGAAAGCUGAUCUAAAGAAGGUAGUGGCAGAAAUGUUGGAAUUUCCUCUACACUGGUACUAGUUAAACUACUGUUUCUUCAAACUGGGAACUGCAAAAGAAAGAGAUGGAUGGUAGUGCAAUUACUGAAGAUUGAUACUACUGUAUUGUAGCAGAUGUGUUUUUAAGACUGGCAUUCUGCAAAAUUUAACUGCUAACAGGUUAAAAUCUAAGGAGAGCCUCUACAAAAAUGUAUUUCAUGCUGACCUGGCCUAGCAAAAUCUAUUUAAACUCUAAACAGAAUUCAUGUUGCCUACCAUGCAAGAAACAACAUGUUGGAAACCAAUUGUACUGCUGUUUUAUUGUAAACAGAAAUAAAUUCUAUAUU